CACUUUUCAUACAUUAUUAUUAUUGUGUACAUUGAUAUAAUACAAAAAAAAAGAUAAAAGGGAAAUGAAAUAUUAAUUGAAGAGAGAGAUAACUCCAUAAAUAUAUCAAUAACUAUUUUUCUUUUUGUAAAAAUAUUGUCCACCUUGGCAAUUUGUGAACUCUCCAAGUGCUUAGGUGGCAAACAAUUACUUUUGAAUUGCCAUAAUAUUAUGUAUAGAUAGAUAGAUAGAUAGAUUACAAUGGAUAUUUGUAAUUGUGUCAGCAAUAAUUACAAGGAAAAAUAAUUUUUAAUGGAAAUGUUCCUUCUACUCCUUUUCAAUGGAAAAUAUAACUUUUAAAGGUUAAGGUUGAAAAAAGAGACAAUAGUAUUGAAUUAACAAUUUCAACAAUACAAAAAUUUAUUUUGAACAAUCUCGAUCACAUCAAAUAAACAAUACAUAUAUUGUCUAUAAAUAAAAAUUAGGAAAAUAAUAAAUUAUAAACAAUAGAGUAUUUUAACAAUCUCACUUGGGCGGUUCAUAAACGGAUCCAAUACUUGGGGCCAGCACUACUUUGACAAUAUCGAGCUCAGGUGGAAGAAUAGCGGGCUGCCACAGAGCCUCUUGCCUUGCAUCAGGGAACCCGUAAUCUCACUCACCAGGGUCGGCAAGCUGCGCUGGGCGCACAAUCCGGCCGCGACGGGGAGUGCCCUCCGGGUGGGGUACUAGUCCGGGUGGAUGCAGCAUGGAGACAAGGAGCAGGAAGUGGUAUUGGCUUUGCGGGCUUUUCGAUGAAUGGUGCCUUGCUAUUCGCGUUUGGCAAACACUUUCCAGGUAUCGAUGAUCCUUUCCUUAUGGAAUUGUUAGCACUUCGUGAUGCAAUAAAUUGGUGUCUGAUGCAUGGUUUCCUGAUUGCGAAUUUCUGCGGGGAUUGCGAAACAUUGGUGCGAGCUGUGCGGGAAAGGGAUGCGGCGCAUAGUCGGGGCGGUGCAAUUUUGGAGGAGAUACGAGUGGCGAUGUCUUCGUUCUCCGUGUUUUCUUGUACUUUUACUCCUCGCAGGUUUAACAGGACUAUCCAUUUAGUGGCACAACAAGCCCUUUUAUCGACAGUUCGACUAUUGGUCGACUGGCGCGUUUGGUUGUGUGAUGUUCUCUAACUAUUUAUUUUCAUCUAUCUAUGAAAAAAAACAAUCUCACUUAAACUAAUUGCAGUUUUGGUUAUAAACAACUACAAGCCCUCUCAUAUUCACAAAAUUUGAUUUUUUCUUGACAUAAUGAAGGAUGAUUAUACAGCUAGACCAACCAAGUUAUCAUUGGUCACCACAAAAAUUAAAGUGAGCUAAUGGGCCCAAGUUGGGGGAGGCUUUUAUCCUGGAACAUCGAGCCCACAGCCCAAGCCUCAAAUGCUUCGCCCGCUAAAACCUGAUUUGAGCACUGCGUUUCGCUCCCUAAUGAACGGGGCCGUCUUUCCGAAACUCAGCGUCGAGAGAGAGAGAGAGCAGACUCCAUCGGCGACCAGCAUGGAACCGGAGGAGGUGACUUCGUCGGCGGCGAGGCGGCGUCUGUCCUGCACCAAGCACUUUGACGCCCUCUGGUUCUGCUAUUCCCCAGUUCAUCAGAUGCAGCAGUAUUAUCGGCUUGGAGUGCUCGACAAUUGCUCGGGGAAAUGGAGCGCUCUCUAUGACUGCUUGACUCUCAAGACCAAGAGGUCUUCCGAAAUCGAGGAUAUUCUCAAUACCCGUGAGAAAGCCAAGACUCAUAUCUGGACUUUCCGGAGCAAGGAGGAAGCAUCAGCCUACUGGACAGAGCAAUACGGGGAUAUGGAUGAAGUUGAAUGAAAGUUGCUCUUUUUGUUGUUGGUUUUUUUCCUGCCAGAUGUAGGGACCCAGGAACGAUUUCUGCCUUCUCGGCUGAUGGUCUCUCUCUGCUACUGCUAGUAGAUUGAGCCCUGAUGUCUGCUGUCCUGGUACGUAGUCCUGAUCAAAACCUCGAGUUGAUUGGCGCGUAGGUGACAUGUCUUUUUUUAGGUUUAAUCCAGUUAAGUAUACGAUAAAAGCGAUGCUAUUCUUUUAGCAUGUAUCGUGAAUGCAUAAAUCGAUAUUUGGUCGAUCACAGUAAGUUGCGUCGUUGGUAAUUAGGAUUCGACGAGUUAUGCUCACAAUUGUGCCAUUCAAACUGGAAAGAGCUUUGAGAACAUUCUGCUCUUGCCCAUUAUGUUAAAAUCUCAAAUAAAAUCACCAUAUAUGACCUUUGCUGACAGUGAAAGCUUCUGAACAAUGCAUUGGUCUCACGUACAAAAACGAAGACCUCUAGGCCAGCACCAGCUAUUAGUUGAUUAAUUCCAACAUGAAUUAAUUUGUAUAGGAGAAAUUAAUCAAAGCCAGUAAUCCCACAGUACUUUGCUAGUACUGCUUGAAGAGUUCUCGACCGAUGAUCAUUCGUCUAAUCUCGGUAGUCCCUGCACCAAUCUCGUACAACUUGGCAUCUCGAAGAAAACGUCCGGUUGGAUUUUCAUUGAUGUAUCCAUUGCCACCCAGACAUUGUAUUGCCUGCAUACAGAAAACCAGUCCAUUUCACAGCACAUAUCAGGUACUAUACAUAAACCACUUGCACGAGUUGAAUCAAACUAACGAUGUUACCGCGUUCAUUAGGGCAUCGACAAAAAUCGAGUUCUGUGCAGUGGAUCACUUAGGUACCUACCUGCAAGGCGACCUGUGUAGCUCGUUCCGAAGCAUUAAGCAAGAUUGCAGCACAGUCCUGGAAACGCAUAGGUAAGUACCAAGUUAACCAAACUGAUCUAACUUAAUUGCAAAAGGUAAAGAGUCUGAAACUGACCUUUGAGUCCACUCUUCCAUUGUCACAGUCCCUUGCAACAGAGUAUGCAUAAGCCCUAACGACCAUAUCGAAACCAAGAUCGAGAAGGGUUUAGAACAAAGUACAAUCGAAUGCUCUGCUACGUAUAGUUGCUAGCUAGCUCUAGUCGAGAAACCAUGAUCGUCAUGUAUAUAUAUAUAUACCUUGACGAUUGCAGGGAAGUAUACAUGUCAGCAACCUUCCCCUGUAUGAACUGAAACUCCCCAAUUGGCCGCCCAAACUGUUCUCUCUGCCGAACGUAAGGAAGAACGGUGUCGAGACACGCCUGCAUGAUCCCAAUUGGUGCACCCGAAAACACGAGCCUCUCGAAGUUGAGCCCUGCCAUCAUCACGUAAACCCCUGCAGCCAACAAGACGAAGAAACGGAAAUUAGUAUA
Linum trigynum is the source of this 3229-nucleotide messenger RNA. Lineage: Eukaryota; Viridiplantae; Streptophyta; Magnoliopsida; Malpighiales; Linaceae. The record is from the annotation of a GenBank genome assembly.